This is a messenger RNA of Megachile rotundata (alfalfa leafcutting bee), 2547 nucleotides long. Its product is annotated as non-structural maintenance of chromosomes element 3 homolog. NCBI's taxonomy places the organism in Eukaryota, Metazoa, Arthropoda, Insecta, Hymenoptera, Megachilidae. Gene Ontology annotation, cellular component: nucleus. The record is from RefSeq and is a predicted model, not a curated record.
GCGGCGAUUAGAAAUUAUUUCGAAAAGUAUCUAUAGUAUAGAGUAUAGAGAGAAUUCCGCGCUGCGAAACACAUAUAUUUCGCCUCGCGAUCGCUCGUUUCUCGCUUCGCGCGCUUUCAAAAAUUUUCGAAUCUAUACUCGACCCUGUGCUUCCUCGCGAAUAAUCUCUGCUUACUUUUAUCGGCAUCUACCAACCAAAACCAAUGUCGCUUCUUUUCCCCGUACAUUUUCGUUUCAACGCGAUUGCUCCAUUCCGCUUCGUGCAUCCUCUUCCAUCGAUCAUAAUUAUAUGAAAAAUCUCCUCUUUCUAGACCAAGAUUAUAUAUUAUAAGAAUAUUGAUAAUAAUUUUCUCGUCGACAUACUAGAGUUAAAUCGGUACGUUAGGAACAAAAUCAUUUCAACGAACAUACGUACGAUGUCGUUUCGACUCGACGUCGAUGCAACUUAUCCGCUACUCUUGCGAGUUUUUUAACUAAAUUUUUACGAAAAUCCUACUUUUAAGCUAGUUAAAUCGGUUAGGCGAAACUUUUACCAGGAAUCAUGGACGCGUAUAGAAAGCGUGUUAAUAAUUACAGGCAUCUGCUAAUAAUCGUAGAAAUACCCAUAAAUGGUACUUUGGCAAUGUUUGCGACGCCAUUUUUCGCGCUAUCUAUCGUUGAUAACUAGCACUUCGACUCAACUGUUUCCGCCAUCUAUCGCUAGGUUGCGAAAUGAAAAUUUCAAUUAGCGGCAAAAUAUUUUCUCCGGUUGUUUAUCGGGAACCGAAAACAUUUGGAAUCAAGAUCGGUCGCCGAGGGAUCGAUGUUUCGUACGUUGCGACAAUCGAUAUAUUCAAAUAUUUCAUCGAUUACGAAACCGUGUAAUCAACGGCAAGCAUCGAAAACGAUCGAGACAAAGAUACUCUACCUGGAAGCCAAUUUAUAUCAUCCGUUUCUGAAUAUUUCGCAGAUUUCAUCGAAAAUACCGUGUCAAGAUCUACGAUAGAUCCUACGAAAUGAACGUAUCACGGAAUAAUAAAUCUAGUCUGUCCCAAAAACCUUCGACACGUUCUAAUAACAAAAAACGAAGCAGCGAUGUUAUCAGUCUGUCUCAACCUAUCCCGAGUACGAGCAGAAGUAUACGCCCCAAGCAAUGUUUGGCAGAAUCUCCACCGGACCUGAUCAUUUCUGAGGAACAGAAAGAACUUGUUAAUAGCGUGAUAAGAUAUAUUUUCGCGUUGAACACAGGAAAACAUAUUAUCAGUAAAAGUCAGUUAAUUAAGAACGUAUUCGCCAACAAAGGGAAACAUUUUCAUCGGAUAAUGAACGAUGUACAAACUGUGUUGUCAAAGAUUUUUGGAUAUCGACUGAUAGAAUUUCAAACUAACAAGUAUAUGUUGGUGAACGAAAUACAGAACCAAAUACCACACAUUUAUCCUAGAGCGACAGAAGGAAGACAACAAGUAUUGCUGUUUCUAAUACUAACGCAUAUCUUCAUGAGCGAAGAAUCCUGCUCCGAAGAAUCGUUGUGGAAUUUCCUUACAAAUUUGGAUAUUUCAUGCUCCGAUAAUCAGAAUCACCAUUAUUUUGGCAAUGUUAAACGUUUAAUAACCGAGGUAUUUGUCGGGCAAAAAUAUCUCGAUAAAUUGAGUACGAACGCGAACGAUUCGACAAAAAUCGAAUAUAAAUGGGGGCCUAGAGCGGAACACGAAUUUUCUCGACGUGCUGCGUUAGAAUUCGUAUCUCAGAUAUACUGCGGACGUCCGAUAAGCAAUUGGCCGUUACAGUUCAAAACCUUACAGGCCCGAGAAAAGGCUAACAAAUCCCAAUGACCCGUUACAUCGGAAAGAGUAAACCGAUUACGAAUUGUUAUGAUCGCACAAUAUCAUUUGGACAAGUCGUUAUUUCUAGUGAUACCAGCCAAAACGUAUUUUAUCGUCGCGAGAUUAGGGUCGUUCUGCUCGGUAAUAAAAGGAAUCGUUAAAAUAUCGGGCAAAAAUGAAACGCGGUAAAUAAACCUAGUUAACUGGUAGAAAACUUUGCUGUUACGUCAGCGAUUCCGCGCUUUUUCUUCUUUACCGAUUCUCUUAUCAUCGACGAUAAAACGAUUCGAGAAAACAAGAUGAAACGCAACCGAUUGAAAUUGAUCGUUCGUAAAAUAGCGAACCGCGUCCAAGCAAUCGUUUCGUGAAAUUUUGUUGGAACGUCCCUGAAAGCAGCCGUAAAACUGCGAAGGGAGAUUAAAGCUUGCACGCGGUCUUCGAGUUCAGCAGGAGGGUCAGGAAGAAUCUGAAACGUUCGGUUGCCCUAGUUUUAAUUAAAUCUAAUCGGAUUCAUAUUUUCUUAUUUCUAACGUAAUGUUGCACAACGCGAUAAACUCGAAACACGAAGAAUUCAUCGAAACAACCGCGUGAAAGAUUAUCGAUAUUAUCGUGUGCGGUAUAGUAUCGUACCAUCGAUAUAUUUACGUUUAAGUUCACGUUCAAGCGUUUAAAUAGAAAAGAAUUCUCUGUAAUUUGCUGUAAUUUGCGAGGAGUGAAAAUAAAAUAUGUUAGUUUUCUUGCGAAA